AUUAAAUCGUAAUCAGCUGACCCUCUCUUCCAAGCAUCAAAUGCGUAUUUAUAAAUAUCGCAUCUGUCGGAGAGUUGUACUUCAAUUUAAUUGUUCGACAAAUAAGCGAUAAAAUGGUGGACAUUAAGAACAAUGUCAAUUUUGCGUGCCAGCGGUGUUUGCAGCCUCUUCGAUUGGAUCCAAGCUUCAAUCAUCUUGGAGAACACACGUUAGCUGAACUCUCACUACCGAUACAACAACAAAUUGUGGGAGAUUUAGAACCUCACAGUGGCAGCUUAGAACAAUUAGUGCCACCAUUCAGAUUAACAGAAUCAGCAAAUGGUACCAAUGGAUUUAUGCUUGUGGGUGAUUCUGGAGAAACUGAAAGUGUUAGUCAUCUCUUAAGGGUACGAGCAACAUUAUUUGAUAUACUGAGCAGUAGUAGCUCAGCAGAUCACCCAUUAUGCGACGAAUGUACAGACAGUCUACUAAUGCUAAUGGAUCAACAAUUAAGAAUGACAGAAGGAGAGUGGUCAGACUAUAACGAAUAUUUAAAACGGCUAGAAAUCGAACAACAAGACCAUCGUCACGAAGAUGUCGAGAUGGAAGCGUUAACAAAGGAAUUACAGGAUGUUAAGGCUGAGGAGGAAAGAAUGAUUAGCGAGUUGGAAGCGCUAAGAAAAGAGGAGACAGCAACCAGAAAUGCAAUAGCUCAGCAGGAAAGGGAACGGGAAAGACUACAAAGUGAAGAGGAGCGAUAUUGGAGAGAGUAUUCUAGACACAGAAGGGAUCUCAUACUAGCAGAAGACGAGUGUCGAAGCCUAGAAUGUCAAUUGGCUUACGCUGCUUCACAACUCGAAAGACUAAAAAAAACAAACGUUUUCAAUGCUACUUUUCACAUUUGGCAUUCCGGCCAUUUUGGAACAAUAAAUUCGUUUCGAUUAGGCCGACUACCGAGUGCGCCUGUGGAUUGGAGUGAAAUAAAUGCGGCAUGGGGUCAAACGACACUUUUAUUAACGGCACUUGCACGAAAAAUGAACCUCACAUUUCAACGUUUCCGAUUAGUGCCAUUCGGUAAUCACAGUUAUAUUGAGGUUUUAGAUCAACAUAGAGAAUUACCACUUUAUGGAAGUGGAGGAUUCAAGUUUCUGUGGGAUACAAAAUUUGACGCUGCAAUGGUCGCCUUUCUUGAUUGUUUGCAACAGUUCAAGGAACAGGUGGAAAAAGGCGACAGCGGAUUCUGCUUCCCUUACAGAAUGGAUAGGGGGAAAAUUGAAGACUCGGCAACAGGGAAUUCCUACUCUAUAAAAAUUCAAUUCAAUUCAGAGGAACAAUGGACCAAGGCCUUGAAGUUUUUGUUGACAAAUUUAAAGUGGGGUCUUGCCUGGGUCAGCUCACAGUUUACGAAAGAUGAGGCUGAACAUUAAACGUCUUGUUCACCCAAUUGAAAUUACACUACACAGCUAUCUCACUCAUUGUGUAUAUACACACUAUUUGUAAAUAAACUUGAAGAUACAAUAACACUUUUUUUUAAAUUUGGGCUA
Molecule: messenger RNA, 1523 nt
Organism: Cephus cinctus (wheat stem sawfly)
Lineage: Eukaryota; Metazoa; Arthropoda; Insecta; Hymenoptera; Cephidae
Gene: Atg6
Product: beclin-1-like protein
Exons: 5
Coding region: 114-1406 (430 amino acids)
Biological process (GO): autophagosome assembly; cellular response to nitrogen starvation; autophagy
Cellular component (GO): phagophore assembly site; phosphatidylinositol 3-kinase complex, class III, type I; phosphatidylinositol 3-kinase complex, class III, type II
Source: RefSeq, a predicted model, not a curated record